Gigantopelta aegis is the source of this 5191-nucleotide messenger RNA. RefSeq lists its product as uncharacterized. Gene Ontology annotation, molecular function: clathrin-cargo adaptor activity. NCBI's taxonomy places the organism in Eukaryota, Metazoa, Mollusca, Gastropoda, Neomphalida, Peltospiridae. The record is from RefSeq and is a predicted model, not a curated record. Gene Ontology annotation, cellular component: synaptic vesicle; AP-2 adaptor complex. The coding region runs from base 1 to 4371 and encodes 1456 amino acids. The transcript is spliced from 2 exons. Gene Ontology annotation, biological process: synaptic vesicle endocytosis; regulation of endocytosis; clathrin-dependent endocytosis.
AUGUCCACAGGGUCUUGGGAUGACUCUGCAAACCUUGUUCCAGAUUCACCACUGACUAAGGACAGCGAAAAUGUGUUUGUUAAAAAGCCCCCCGCUAGACCACCUCCUCCAGCUCGACCUCCACCACCUAAGUUUGUUUCUACACUUCAGCAACCAUCUGAAAGUAGUGAUGUGAAAAAUUCUGAAGAAACUGCCUUUAAGAGUGAUUCAGCAAAAGAUUCUAGUGAGGACACAGCAAAAUCUGAUUUAUUGAAAAGUCCAAGCGAACAUUUACCAAAAGGCAGUCAUUUGAAGAAACCCAAAGGUACAAAAAAGCUUGGAUUUCUUCAUAAAAGAGCUAAAUCUCCUAGUAAGUUCCAUUCAAAAUCUCCUUCAAAGUCACCUUCACAAGAAAUACUUACACAUGAAUUGUCAUCAGAAGAUUCUGUUGAUGAAAGUGUUAAACUGAAGUCUGAACACUGGCAGGCCUUCCUGCAGAUGCAAGAUAGAAUAAAGUCUAAUGUACUGAAGACACAAUCAGCUUUAGGAAAACUAUCUUCUGGGCAUAUUUCUCCUACUGGUCAGACGUCUCCAGAUGCCAAGGAUUCAAAAGCCUUAUCUUGGACUCGCUUUGGUGAUGAUGAUGAAUCUCAAAGUCUGACUGUUGAGGAAGAAAAAGAACACCCUGAAGAACAUGAUUUUUUGGAUUUGAUGUCAUGUGAUGACAAUGGUAAUGAAGAUAGUGAAUUGUCAACUCUCAUAACUCUACAGAAAGAGCUACCUCAUCUUAAAGUAACUCCAGAGCCUUCUCCUAGCCAAACACCAAAACCACCAAUAAACAGCCGACGAUCAAGUGCAGGUAUGGAGCACGAACCUUUUGCCGAUAUCUUAGACUUUGAAAAACCAUUACAAACAGAACAUCAAAAGACAACAACACCUGCUGAGGUGGAUCUGUUAGGUCUGUGUUCUGAUGAACCUGUUUCUAAUGUAGAACAGUCUCAUUCCUCAAUCAUUGUCAAUGAAGAUCUUUUGGGUCUUGGAGAUCUGCUCAGUAAUUCGGCUUCACCAGCUCAGACUCAGCCUUCUCAAGAUCCUGCAAAUGAAUGGUUCUUUGGGUCAUACCAGAGCAGUGCCCAGUCUUCUUUGUGCCCUAGUCCUCUUUCAUUUGAUGACACAAUUCACAAUCAAGAUCAGUUGGUUCCAGACAGCACCGCAGUAUCAGAUCUAGCUAAAAGUCUUGUGGAUGAUUUUCUUCAGUGGGGUGUCAAUCAAGUUAGUGAGGAGCAGCAACAUCAGUUUUUACUAAAGUCUAAAAAUCCUUUUCAUUCGGAACUAAUUCCAUCUUUAGACAGUGAUAUGGAAAACAAGAAUGCAUCUCUUGACCCAUUUCGAAGUGAAACCAAGGAUGAUCAGUUAGAUGGUAUUUGGGGAUCCAUAAGUGAAAGAAACAAGUCAUCAGAUGUAUCCCAAAAGGAACAAGUUUCAGUCACUGAUAUGAAACAUAUUGACCCGUUUGGAAGUAACCAAGCUGAUCUGUUUAGCAGUAAUCAACCUGAACCAUUUGGCAGUAAACAAACUGACCCUUUUGACAGUAAACAACUUGACCCUUUUGACAGUAGUAAACAACUUGACCCUUUUGAAAGUAAACAAACCGACUCUUUUGGCGGUAAACAAACUGACCCUUUUGGAAGUCAGCCAAUGUCAAUUACACCAGAACACCCAAGCACAAAUAUGGAUGUGCUUGAUCCUUUUGCUUCCCAACCAAAUACAAAUGUGAACCAUGUUCAAGAAAACAUUACAGAAAAGAAAAACGACCUAUUCGGAUCUACUAUUGAACAAAUAGAUCCAUUUGCAUCUCAGCCAAGCAGCAAAAUGGAUCAGCUGGAUCCAUUUGAAUCUCAGGCAAAAUCUGCUUCGGAACAAACUGCUGCAAAUGAUACAUUUGAUAAAUUGGCAGGUACUUCAGCCUUUGAAGAUACCACAGCUUUUGGUGAUAAAACUGAUGUUAAUGUCACAGCUGCUUCAGGCAACAACCCAUUUAUGGACAGUGACAGCAAACAGAAUAAAGUGAAUUUUACUACAAUGAAUGAUAAGACAAACUUUCAGCAAAAUAUGGAUUUUGAAGAUGAUGGCUUCUUUGAAAAAUGUGCACCCGUGGCGUCUGCAGAUGCUUCCAGUGUUUGGGGAACACAUACAGGCACAGCUUCUGCAGCAAACCCUUUUCAGAAUGAUGCAUUCACUGCUGAAACUGUGAUUGUUGCAUCAGCUCAAGGAGGCGAAACAGACCAGCUGGAUACAAAACCAACUAAUCCUUUCCUGACAGCAAGCUUUGAAAAUAUUGCAGCUGCAUCUCAAAAACCAAACCCAUUCUUUGAUGAUUCCACUUUUGGUGAUGCAUCAGCAGCAUUUGGGGAUAGUGUAGUUCCAUCUUCCACUGGUGGAGAUAGUAACCUAUUAUUUGGAGCAGAGACAGCACAAGAAGAAGUGAAAAUGGAUUGUGGAAAUACGUUUGAUCCAUUUGCUACAAUUGUAGAUGGAGAACAUCCAGAAGAUCAGCUUACUAAAGGACUUGGACCAGUUUCACAGGAUCCUAAUCUCAACAAUUCCACUUACGAUAAUCUCAACCAAACUGAAGAAGACAAGGAAACAGAGGGAUUCAUGCUUGAAAUAAGAUCAGCAGAUAGUGCUAAAGUUGCUUCUGGUCCAGUACCUGCAUUACCACCACCACCAACAAAACCUACAAAAUCUCCACAGAUGCCUCAAAGAGAAAAUCCAUUUGACAGAGAUUCGCCACCAGAAGAAAACUUUGCAAAGUUUCAAGUUGUUGAAGAAGGAAUUAAAAACAAGGAGCCCCGUGAGAUGCUGAAAAGCAUGUCUUCUGAAAACAGCACCCCAGAAGAAGCUGAGAGUCUGGAACCAUUAGAGGAAUUUCAUCCUAAAUAUGAAGGGACUGGAUGGAGAUUAAUGCUGAGACAACCCACGAAGAAAAAACUGGCAGGAAAUAGAUUCUGGAAAACUGUAUUUGUGAAGCUACUGAAACAAAAUGAUGGUCCAGUAUUAAAGUUGUUCAGUGACGAAAAGGACACUGAUGCUUUUCAAGAACUUCCACUGCAGCCAUGCUACUCAAUCUCUGACGUGGCUUUGCAGCAGUUUGACCAGUAUGGCAAGAUCCACACUGUAAAGAUCCAGUAUUUGUUUUACAGAGAGCGAGUGGGAAUAAGAUCUGAACGAAUAACUCCUUCCUUUGUGCGGAAACCCAAACCAACAAUGAUCCUUGAUCAUGCACCGCAGGUUUCAGAAUUGCUCAAGUUUGGCAGCUUGAAUGAAGAAAACUUGAGGACAUUUGUAUAUGAAGUGGAAGAUGCUUUUAUGAUGUUGGAGGCUCACAGAGAAAAGACGCUAACAUACACAAAGGAUGAAUGCCAGGCAGAGGUUUGGGAUGAGUACUUUGCUACUGUUGACAAAGAUGGCCAUGUGUUAACUCAGAAAGCAAGAGUGCGGGUAUUCUUUCUUGCAUUUGUUACUGGGAUGCCAGUUUGUGAACUCGGAAUGAAUGAUAAAAGACGAAAAGGACGUGAGGUUGUUGGUCGUCAUGACAUUAUCCCAGUGAAAACUGAAGACUGGAUCAAAAUAGAAAAUCCUGAAUUUCACUGCUCUGUCGAUCUUGAUGAAUAUGCAAAAACCAACACACUGAAGUUUCAGCCACUGGAUGCUUGUCAGUUUGAACUGCUCAGAUUCAGGGUUCGACCCAAAGAUAACCGUGAACUUCCCAUGCAGAUGAGAAUUCAGCAGAUUGUAAAAGGACGACACUUUGAAAUCAGAUGUGACAUGUUGGUCACAGGUUAUCAUGCCAAUAGUAAAAAACAUGGACAGUUUCCUUGUGAGGAUAUAGAAAUUAGAUUUCCCAUUCCAGACACUUGGGUUUACCUUUUCCGUUAUGAGAAACGGUUUGGGUAUGGAUCCUAUAAAUCCCAAACUAGAAAGCCUGGAAAGAUCAAGGGACUGGAGAGACUUACCAUGAUGGCUCAGGGUGUGAUGACACCAACUUUGAUGGAAGCAUCAACAGGCACUGCCAAGUAUGAAAAUCUCUUUAAGGCUGUGGUCUGGAGAAUCAGCAGGCUGCCUGAAAGGAAUCAAGGUGCCUACAAGAAUCAUCUGUUUGUGUUGCGGCUUGAUCUUGGCGUGCACGACGAGGUUCCAGAAAACUUUGAUAAAUAUGCAGAUGUGUCCUUUACCAUGCCAGCCUGCACAGUGUCGAAGGCUCAGGUUAGAUCCAUCUCAGUCACCUGUCCCAACCCACCUGAGAAGUGGGUACACUGCGCUGCCAAAUACAGGUACAAGGUGGAGAUUGAACAUAUGAUGGACACUGAGUCAGAUGAUGGAAGUGACUAAUUAAGUACUGAUGGAAGCAAUGAAUGGUGGAGCACAUAAUGACUGACAACAUGACUGACACGGAGUCUCAAGAAUGGAAGUGAUUACAGUAGUAAGAAGAGACAGUGAUAGGUGGGGCAUAUGAUACAAUUUGACAGACGCUGAUUUUUAAAGAAUCACUUGGAUUAUGAUAGGUGAAGCACAUGAUAACUGGCACAUACAAAAAGAAGCAAUGUUGGUAAUUGAUGAAGUAAUACUGGAGGCAAUUUAUUGAAGGUGGGGCACAUGAUGACUGACAGCUUGAUGGACAUUGGAUCUAAUAAUGGGUGUGUCCACACUAACAAGUGCUACAUGAAUAAUAAAGAAGGCCACAAUAGGUGCAGGACUUGAAGACUGACAGCUUGAUGGACAUUGGAUGUAAUAAUGGGUGUGUCCACACUAACAAGUGCUACAUGACUAAUAAAGAAGGCCACAAUAGGUGCAGGACUUGAUGGCUGACAAGUCUAAAAGUGACCAUAUGAAAUGUGAUGAAACCUGAUCUGUUUUAGGUUUAGGAAACUGUAGACAUUAGCUAGGGUGUUUUAGCUGAAACAGUAGUUUUACUCUAGAACUCGAGGUUGUCUCGAGUCAUGUAGACAUACGCUGUUUUACACACACAGUAGAACGUGAAUCUUCAUGUACAGGUACUCAGAAUGUUAAUGAUUAUAGUAACUCAGUUGUGUAAGAAAUGUUUUAUAUACAUUAUUGCUUGGUAUGACCAUUUUGUGUGAAUAUAUGCGUUAGUAAUAUCUAAUUUAUGAGUGUUUGUAUCUGUGUAUGUAUUAAUUCCAAAAUUAUUCAA